UGGUCCGCACAUUUUUCCGCCAAUUUUAAUCUGUAAUUUUAAGUUAUUUAUUCAACUUUUAUUUAAGUCUAGUCAAAAGUUACCUAAAAUUAAUUCAACAGUGUUGUGUUUAUGAUGAAAAUUAAUUAAAUUUAUUAAAAAGUGGCGGAGAACUGAAGACACAAAAAGUUAUCAUGAGUCGUCUAAGAUAUUUUCUUCUACUGUCAAUAUUAUUGGCUGGUUGUGCGGAAUCUGCAUUUCUCGAGUAUUUCUUUCCAAAUCGUGACAAUUUUGCCAAAACCACUGAUCUUGAGGCAUUUCCAUCGGUUCCUUAUGAAUUGGAAGAACGUGACGAGAAAUUCCUUGCUGAAGGUGCAAAACUUGCACAAAUACAACUAUCAGAACUCGACAUGUGUCAUCAUCGUGUCAUUCUAAAACUUCGUAAAUCGUGCAACGAACUAAAUGCAGAACAAAUGGGAAAACUUGCAGUCAUGCUUUUGAACUGCCAAUCUUCUCACGAGGGACGACAAAUGUUUCUAUGUAGCGAAAAUAUGUCACUGAAAGAUUGCACGCAAGAUAUGAGUCCGGAAGUAUGGAACGCGUAUCAUCUGAUAACGAAUCGAGUAAAAGCUGUCUGCGCUACUGUACGACACGAACAAUUUCGAGGAUUAACUGAACUAACUGUCAAUAAGUUAAUGACGACAGCUCACGAACAACUUGGCAUGAUGCAAAAUUUGCAAGAUAAUCAGAAAAAGUUGAAUGAGUUGACGGGACAAGCGAUCGAUGAAAUGCAAGAAAAUAGUGAAAAACUGAUAUCACAACAAAAUGAUUUAAUGUUACUGAGUUCGACGCAACGAGCAAAGUUGGAAUCUAAUUUGAAAGAAUUGGUUCGUGAAAAAAGUUUGAUCAGAAGUGGUCAAGUAGAAGUUGCAAAUUUGCUUACAGGAUUAAAAGCAAAAAUUGACGAGUCACUGAAGCAACUUGAAACUCAAGCAGCACGUUCAAAACUUCAAUACAAUUCAAUUAUUGAUGAUUUACAAGCAAGUGCUGGUCGUAUCACAGAUCAAAUUGACAAAACCAAAGCUACCAUAUCCUCGCAUCAAGAAUCGACAUUAGAACAGUACGAAUACACUAUGGAACAACUUAAGAAGAUGAAUGCUACCAUUUAUGAUUUAGCUUACAUCGUAUCUGGACUUCAAAAGGAUUUUGAGCAAAAACUAACAUGGAUUUCAGAGAAAAUUGGAGGCACAGAUUAUCUCGUUAAUCGUUUGAACGUCAUCCUGUUUCACUUUGUAUAUCUUCUGAUGGGCAUGUUAUGUCUGGUUUUCGUGAAUGCCGAUACCUUUUCACGCCUUGCAUUUAUUUUCAUGAUUCCUAUUAAUUUUAUCGCAGCUAUGUUAGAUUAUUACUCAUUAGAUGUCGUUAAAUUGACAGCUACUAUUCUAACAUUAAUCUUAACAAAUUACCUCGUGAAAUUCCUUCGUACUAAAAAUCUAACAAAAAUCUUCAGUAUGGAAGAAACCAUUGAAGAUGUUACUGACAAUGUUGGAGAUAAAAAAGAAACAAAUAACAAUAGUUACUUUACGAAAUAUGAAAGUUACAAGGUAUCAACUCCUCGAAACGGUGAAUAUAGAGGAAGAACUCCAUUACAGGAUUUUCUGAAUAAAACAGUUCUCGGUGACUCUGGAAGGAAAAGUGCUACUCCAUUUAGUACAAUAAGUAAUGGACGAGUUCAGUGUAUCGCUUCUACAAGUAGGGGAGGGCAAUGUAGAAAUGCAGCAUUAGCUGAUGGAGAUUAUUGUCGCGUACAUCAACGACUAAAAGCAACACAUGAAGACGAUGAAAGUGAUUCUCAAUGAAACUAAACAUCACAACUAUUUUUUUUAAGCCAGUGACAUAGAAUUAAGAAGUAACUUCAAUUACUAACAUAACCAAAGGAAUGGAAUUUUUAUUUUAAUUUUGAAUGGGCUGUUUUUUAAAACUAUUUUAUCUAAAGGAC
Culicoides brevitarsis is the source of this 1978-nucleotide messenger RNA. RefSeq names its product protein brambleberry-like. The coding region runs from base 174 to 1838 and encodes 554 amino acids. The transcript has 3 exons. NCBI's taxonomy places the organism in Eukaryota, Metazoa, Arthropoda, Insecta, Diptera, Ceratopogonidae. The record is from RefSeq and is a predicted model, not a curated record.